CGGAAAUGAACUACGGAUGUCGAUGACCGCUUUCAUCUGCAAGCCAAGUACUCGAAAAAUUUAUUUCUUCUUUGGUAAGAAAAUGCUUCUUUCGGAGAGAACAUGGCAUCUUAAACUACCACGAAGUUAUUUGGCAUGAGUGUUGGGAUCAGCCAAGUGAAUUUCGACCCUCAGGUAGGCAUCUGUGACUUGACAAAUUGAAGCUAAAGUUGAAGUUUGCAUGCAUCGAUGAUGAGGCGAUAUCACUUUCUUUCACAUCAUGUUUUAUAUUUUCCGUCUUGGAGGUCUGCUAACUCAGGGUAAUUCAAACAUCGAAGACAAAUGUAUGUGCUUCUCUUUUUCGAUAGAACUAUUUGGUUCUUGGACUUUUAUUGUAGCGUGUGUAGCAGCUUUCUGCAGUGUGUUUGUUCACGUAUAUGAUAUACCGACUUUCUUGACCUAAUUACAGUAUUUACAGUACACAAGAUUCUUUCUUUAAUUUAACUCGAUACGACAACAGGUUUUAAUAUAAAGCGAGCUUUUAUUUGCCGAUAAAGUCCUUCAGCCAUACCGAUCGAUCAUCAAACAGGUUCUCGUCUAGUCUUAGGAGAUUUUUCUCAACACGAUUUUUGUUUUAUUUAUUAGCUUGACUUCACCCCUGCGUUUAUGCUACAAAAAUAAUAGUGAAGUUUGCAUGUGAUUACUAUUCGCAUCUGUCAUAGAUCAUGCUAAUUUUCCUUUUUUCAUUAGAUUCGGUUUUCCAUGCAAGUACUUUUAUUGCUUUCACUCUAAGAUUGCAGGCAAGAUUUUGAAUGUCAAUCAAAACUCAUUUGAUUUCUGCACUUGCAUUUAAACUUUCUUGUAGUAAUCUGUAUGGAGUGGAAUGUUGUGGCACCUGCAUUUUUAACAUCUGUGUCUUGUGUCUUUUAAUUAGUAGAUAGCUAAUUUCAUCUACGAAAAUUUUAAUGACAAUAGUUUUAUAGACAACUGUUAAGUUUCUUGGCAAAAAAUGCUCUGGGAGUUUUUUUCACAGUUAUAAAAGUCACUCUGAUUAUUUUUUGGGAAACUACAGACUCAAAUAAUUCUUCCUACAUCAUCCACAGGUAACAGGUCAUUUCGCCCAAAGUUGUUUUGCCUGGAGUUAAGUCAAUUUGCCAAAUGUUUAUUUGUUGUUCUUGAAGCCUUAUAAAAGGAAAGCAGAAAAAGACAGUGACAUCACAUGUGGUCAGCAACAUUUUUCCAGUCAAAACUUUGUUGCAAUAAAAUAUAUUGUGGAGUCUUUCAGUAUCUUGAGUGUGAUUAUUGACAAAACUAUUCAGAUCGCUGGACCUUUUUUAGCAAUCACAGCAAUAAAAUUCAAUCCUAAAAAACAUCUCUGAAAAGCUGUGUUGUAGAUUGUUGUUUAUCAUUGGGCGAAGCGACUUAUAUCUGGGUGAAACAGCUUCGGGCAAAUCACCGUUUGGGUGAAGCAACCACAAUUGCAUCCACAUCACAGUCAUUACCACCCGACCGUCACUUUAUAUUUUUGAGAGACACAAUUUCUUGUGUCGAUCUUGCUUUGAUGGUGAACACCUAAUCAAAAUUGAUGCAAUAGUCAAUUGGCUAGUUCUGUCUUUCAGUAUAAGUUAUCGAGAAAUUUCACAGAUACUCAUAGCUGUGAUCAUUACGGAAUGAUGACUGGCUUUAAUUAAUUCCCAGCAUGCUUCCUCAGUAAUAGACCCUUUUAGCUAUCCAUGUUGACAAAAGGCAAAUUCCCUUGUGAAAAUAAAACCUACUAAGCUAAAAAGGUCCAUUCAAACACGCAUCCAGUAAGAACAGUACAUGUGUAUUUACCACUGAGACUUGCUAGCUCGAUCUCUUAUAAUUUCUGAAAAGCAAGCGAAGCAAGUUUCAUUAAGGUUGUACUACUACCGAGCGAGUGAAGAAGUCAUGAAGUUGACUUCUUUAACCUGAAUGGAUUUGAAUCAGGUAUGAGAGGUCUUUUAAAAUGGCAUAUCCAACCAGGGAAAAAAAGGACUGUUGUAGUUAAUUUUUUUAUCUCCGGUAAUUUUUAUUUUUCUUUUGUUUCAACUUCAUUAGCAUACAUUACCAUACCCAAAAUCAAAAGAAAAAAAAAUUACCUGAGAUAAAAAAUUUACUACCACAGGACUUUUAUAAAGUCGAUAUUGUUACCAGUGCACCCUUAUUUUGCUCAAAGGUGCUAGAAGAUGAAGAAGAAGCAGCUUUGGAAAAAGAAGAUCAAGAAAGAGAGAAAGAGGUACUAGCGUCUAACAUGCUGCUGUUGACUUGUAACUAUAGAGGGGCUGCAGGGAAGGUUUGAUCAUCAUCAUCAUCAUCAUCAUCAAACCUUUUAAAAAAAUGUUCUUUUGAUAAGAAAUUAUGGAUCUUAUCUAAUUUAGGCACCUCUCGGCCAAAUAUAAGUUGACACUCAGCUGAUAAUCGGUUGACCUUUUGGUGGACAUAUCAGCCAACACUGAAUCGAAAUGUUGAUCGACUAUCAGUUGACAUGUUGACUGAGUUUGAGUGGAUAUGUCAGUCUAUAUCAUUUGGCCAAAUGUCAGUCAACAUGAUAAUAAUAAUAAUAAUAAACUUUAUUCAAGUGUUGUGUAACUUUAGUAUGGUGUUGCUAAAAAAAAUAUUGGGAACACCGUAACAUAAAUGGAUCAUUUUACAUUUCUGUGAAACUGCCCACCUACCCCUCCCCUGAGCCAACUACUAAGUAAGAACUAAAUGUUAAUGUUGGUGUAGGGGAGGGGUAGGUGGGCAGUCUCCCAGACUUCUAAAAAGCCUAAUACUGAACACUGGACAUAAUAUAAAAAAGUAAAAAUACCAGUAGAUACAUAACCCAUACAGCGUGUAUAGCAAAGUAUUUUACACUAGUCUUAACGUAUUAAGUAUUUUACAGUUUUAAUUAGAAAUUUACCUUAGUGUUUGUGUUAACUUUACCUUUGUGUUUUUUUUAAAGAUCCGCGAGUUGUUAAACAGUGAACUUGAUGAUGGUCUUUUGGAGGAUGACAAUGCAUCUUUCUCAUCUCAUGACCUCAGAAGUUCAGGGUAUAGCCGAGAUACACCUUACUCCGAUGAUUUCACUGAGCAAGAGCAACAGACAAUCUUGAAUGGACAUGAUCCUAAGAAACUCAUUCCUUCUGAGAGAGGUGCAUUUGAGCGACCUCCUCCACUAAUUACACAGCGUGCCUUUCAUUUCAUCAAUGGGUCAGGACAGAAUGAUGAUUCCAAUUCUGGAAUGCUGAUUCAGCAGCACAAUAAUUAUGAUCAAGAACAUCAGGAAAUAGACGGUUAUAAUCAUCAAGGUUAUUAUGAAUACAGAGAGGAGGAGAGUCCUUUUGAUGGUCAAGUUGAUGAGUACUCACAAAAUUUUCACCAGCAAGAAGGUGGCUCAAAUUAUCGAACAUCACCCAUAGGUGAUGAUGUGGAUAAGGCUUAUGAACAAUAUGGAAAUUAUCACCCUCAUUUUGGAGUACAGAGACAAUUCCCUUCACACCAGGAGGCACAAAAUCAGCAUUAUCAUCAGUCUCAUUACCCAGCUGGAAAUUUUAGCAAACAAAUAAAUGUGCCUGGUGGUGAUGAUUUCUAUGGAGAUUAUGGUGGUUAUGACGAAGGUGAAGGAACCAUCAGCCCUGAUCAGAAUGUCCAUGAUGACAAUGCUGACAGCACAAAUGUGCCGAAUCAUUAUAGAAUGGAUACCCUUGGGAAUUAUCAAGUUCAAUAUUAUGCACAGCAUGAACCAACUUCACGCAUUCAUGACAGAGGUUCUGAUAGGCAUGUUACAGAAAGAAAUGAUAUUUCAAAUGGGUAUUCAGGGAGUGGGACACAAGACGUUCAACUUCAGAUAUUAUACAAAGCACGUGGCAGGAAAAUUGAAGAACUGACUAGAGAGUUGGAAUCACAAGAAGAUGAAAUGACAAAAGAGAUACGUGUUUUGAAUCAUCAGAUUGCACUGAUUAAAGGUAUGAAUAACCAAAAACAGCUUCGCCCUCCAAACAGCAGGCAGUAUGUAAAAUAAUGUGACAAUUUUGUACACCUAGACGUCAGAGGAAAGGAUAUGUUGAGGACUGAAGGGAGAGGACUGAAGAGGUCUUCAGACACAAAAAAAUGACUCAAAUCCGUAUGAUUUCAUUUUGGGAUUGGAAGACAAUUUUUUCAGUAGAAACCAAGUUAGAGCGAUUUUCAUAUGACCUUGAAAAAUGGUUUCGGUAAGUGUUUGUUGUUUUUUUUAUCAGCCAAUGGAUGAAAAGAUCAAAACGUGGCCUCUUCGUUUUCCCGCCAAAGAAAACCCUAAUAUGGAGAAGACAUUGUUUGAUUGGCCAAUCGUAUUGCAGUAUGACGCCAAAGUAAAGUAUCGGUUGAGCGCUUAUAACCAACCAAAAGCCACCUGUGUUUGUACAGGGUUGUCUGAAAGUUUUGAAGUAGAUGGCUGAGUAGUCAAAGUAAGCGGCCAGUCCAGGGAUAUUUUAUUUAAAAAACGCCAUCCAUAAAGAAAUGCCAAGAGUAGCUGGCCAAUACUAACCAAGUAGGUGAUGAUUUUCGCCUGCAGCCGGCUACUUUUGACAUGUAUCUGUUCGAUAAACCAAUCAAAUCGCUCUAUUUCUGUUUGUUUCUUGUUUAUGUUUUGUUCGCGCAUUUUCAUUUCAAGGUCAUACGAAAAUCGCUCUAAUAAGUUCUAGUGUCUGGUUUCUCUAGUGUGUGGGGUGGGGGUAUUUUCCUCAAUUUGAAAGAUUUAUUUUGGUCCUUUUGUCCCUUAAGCUUAACUUUAAUUCAAUUUGCUGCAAUCCUUAGAUGAACGUGAUGGGCUCUCAACGAGUCUUGAGCAGUCACAGAAGAUGGUGAAGACAUGCAAUACAGAAUUGAACAACCUGAAAGGCCAACUAGCAGCUGCCUACCAACAGAUCAGUGCAUUACAAGAGAGUAAAGAAGAGGUUGGUACUACUUUUUCAGAUUGUGAUGAUGUGUAAUUGAUAAGCUGCAGUGAGUAGUUAUUGAAGUAAAGGUGUGUAAUAAUCUCUUUUGGCAGAAACCCAUAAGAAAUAAUUUUUUAUGGGUUUCUGAUGAUGAUGGGAUAAUUAUUAUCUCAUCAUUAGCAUCUUCCUUUAGUGGGUAGUUAAUCACCUAGACAUUAAUGCAGGCUUGCUGUAAUGGUAUAGUGAAUUUAUCUUUUCCAUAUUUCCAGUUUAAAUUAUUAUAACCCAGAGGGAAAAAUUGGUUCUAAGAUAUCCAAGGGUUUGCUAUGAGAGAAACAGAACCCGGGGCUUACAUAGAGCUUGGCAUUUAAUGCAGGUUCUGUGCAAAUACUCAGAUUUCCUUGUUGCCUAAAGGCAAAAGUAGAGUGUAAGUCAUCAGGUGCGAGUUUGUUAUACUGCAGAGUGCAGCCCUGGCUCCAAUAAUUGUUAGCAAGCUACAUGUAGAUAGUUCUAUCCCCAGGAUAAAUCACAUUCCAGUGGAUAAGUGUUAGGGAAACCAGUAGCCCGCCCGAGACGCAACUUAACGUCUGGUUAAGUUCAUCUGCAAAGCAACACCAAAAUCCUUGUUCUGGGCGCUCACCUGGGUGUGUACCAGGAUUUGAGUACAUGCCAUGAUAGGACUGUUAAAAAUGCCAUUGUCAAUUUGCCAAUCAGGUUGAUGGGAAAUUCAAAACGCAUUUUACAAUGUAAUAAUUUAUGUAAUAUUUGGUUGGGUCUGUUGGGUGCCCAAAACAAGGAUAUCGGCACUGCUUCGCAGACAUUACUAACCAGGGUUAAAUUACAUGUACGUCCUCUGUGAUGCAGGCUAGGAAACUGAUUAAUUAUUGCACUAUCCACUGGAUAGAAGGGUUCUUUGGUCGGUAGCAUCACCCAACUUUUGAACUAUAUUGUGUGUACUGGGACCUGUAUGAUAAGGUGCCAGACACCUAAAAAAGUGCAGUAUUAUUAUCAUGGAAACGCAGUGUAAACUGUCGUAUCUUUCCAGGUUAUCAGUAAACUACAUGUAGCUGAGACAACAAUAGACAGCUUAAACCAACAGCUUGUGGAACUUAGUCGUUCAGAGUCUUUGGCAAGGGCUAAGGAACAGCAUGAAAGUGUGGUUAAUGUGAUGAAAAGAAGGCAUGAGGAGGAAGUCUUAACUCUUAAACAGAAGCUUGAUGAAGCAGUUUUGUCAAGAGACCAUAAGGUGCCCCUUCUUAGUAUUUUUUGAGUAUAAUAUUUUCUUUGGUGCCAAAGUGCUCUGAAAUCAUGUUUCUGGGGUAAAGUUGUAUAUGAGGCUAUAUCUGAGUGAUUAUUAUUUUAAUCAUGCAGACCAAAAAAACAAGGCUUCAAAAUUAUUCUUUGCUUUCAUUUUGAGAAUAAAUGUACGUUAAAUCUCAGUGCAUACACUAGUUCUAACUUGGCUUUCAAUUUGCAAACUAGCAUGAAGAAGCCAGUCAUUUGAGAGAUGAACUCGUUGAGAAAGCAGAAAUGAUCAACUCAUUAACAAAGAGUUUAGACUCCAGUCAGAAGCAGUGCCAGGAAAUACUGAAGUCAGGUUUGUAUUCAUUGUACCUUUUCAUUCUUUGACUGUGACAUCCCUUUAACUUAUGGAAAGUACUAUUAAAUAUAAUAAGCUUGGGACAUUCCAUUUUUAUUCCGAUCCCCCCUAUGUAUGAGUAUUCUUGGUAGAUAACUGUAACUUGUAGGAAUCUAUUUUCAAAGGGACAGACAUAAAAAUUAGGGGGGUAGGAAAGGUUUUUUCAAUGUGUAUUGAGAAAAAAGUGUGGUGGUAGGAAUCUGCUCAUCUACAGGGGGCGGGGGACGGAGGACUGAGGGUUUGGGAAAAAAAUGGGACAUCCCCUUAUUAUGUCUUGUUUGUGUAGUUCAUGCAAGUGUACAGCUGUACUUGCAAGUGUAUUCAUUGUUUUGAGUGUUUCAUUUGCUAUAGGAACAAUGACAGAAAUUAACCAGUUACGAAUUGCUCUUCAAGAGAGUGCUACUGCCAGGAACAUUACUGAAGGACAGUGCAUUUCUCUGAAGGUAGACUGUCUUUGCUGUUUAAACUAUAAGAAUGAAAAUUGAGGCCAGUUAUUUUUCCUCGGACUUCUUCUUCUCUUGUUGUGGUCGUACAUACAUUUAUGUAUAGAGAGUGCUUACUCUUAAUAAUAGGUUUUAAAGUUUUCUGAAAGGUGUGAGAACUAAAGAUUUGUUCUUGGAGUCUUGAAGAACAACCUAAUCACAGUAAACAAGACAGUGAGCAGUAAUAAGUUGUUUCAUCAUUCGAUCAGUCGUUGCUAUUUGCAACAAGGGUUGGUUUAUAGUUGAAUGGCCUUACAGCCUGUACAUGUAUACUGUUUCAGGAUGUCGUGACGGCAUGCAUGUGGUCUUGGUAGCGAUCAUGAUCCAUCAAAGCUGUCUCUUAGAUGCAAUUUUCCCAUCUCCUCUUUCUACCAUGUGAUCUUUUCCUACCAUGUAGGUACACCUUCAUGCCCAACAACCAUUUCUAAUGAGGCCAUUCAUCCUUCCCUGAGUUAAAAACACUCACAAAACUUUCUGUAAAAUUUGUGUUCAAAAUAAUGCUUCAGAAAAGUAUAAACAGGUCAUAAGUAAGAAAGAAUAUUAUUUUUGGUGAAGUUCAUCAGACUUACUCAGGUUUUUGUUUUAUGGGUGAAGCAUGAGCUGUCAGAGCUUAAAGAACAAGUCAAGAUGUAUGAGAGUGCCAGUCGACUUGGUGUGGGGUUAGGAACUGGCAUCCAAGACAGUUCCUUUGCACAUCUCACAGUAAGAAACUUGAACAAAGAGAACUGGAGCACGCCAAAGUCUCAGUAAGUACACAAAUUUUUUAUCCAUAAGAAAGGCAGGAAUGUGUUUUCUUGUUGAUUAUCUUAGUUACAGUUAAAUAAGACACGUGGACCUUUGGGAUUGGUGAACCUUAGCUUCUCCAAUGCUUAUGUGUAGAGCCUGAGUAAGGCACAUGACAUGUAGAUUCAUGCACGUACUGUUCAGCUAUUAAUCAUAACUGUAACAAAAUUCUCAAAUCUGAUUGGCUAUCAAUUGUACUGAUUCCAACAUUAAUAGGACAGUGUUAAAGGACAGUAUAAGUCAUGCCUAAGUAAUUGGACAGUACGCACAAUCAUGCAAGCACGCUCUAAAAGGACUUUUUUUUUCACUGCUAGCAAAAAACUCUUUGAAUUUCUUGUGCUUUGAUUUAAAAAUGGCGUAAAAAAAUCACAAAUUUUUCUAUAGUCAUGUUCACCCACUGACUCAUUCAUGAUACACUACACUAAUACAAUGUAGCAAACUAGAAAUAAUGGUAACAGAACUUUGUGUUGUCCAAUUUGGUUUGUAAUCAUACUUGUGAUUAUACAAAUCGGUCUCCUGCUAUGUGCGGUGGUCGUCCAAUUUUUGUUAUCACUCAUAUGAUUACAGACCAAAUUGGACUCCACUCAGUCCUAUUACCCAUUAUGUCUAGUUUGCUACAUUGUAUUAGUGUAGUCUAUCAUGAAUGCGUGAGUGAGUGAAUGUGACUUACAGGGUAUUUGAGAAAGAGUGAGUAAAUGUUAUGGAAUCAGUUAGUACCCCAGUGGAGUGUUCACUUUUGCUUAUUGAUGGGAGGAAUUACUGUAUCUACAGCAAAGAAAUUGCAGUUAUUGCUUUUUGUCAGUGAGCCAAUAGUCACAAGCCAGAUAGCCAGUUAGUCAAUCAAUCAUUCAUUCGAUCAUUUGGUCAGUCAGUCAGUCAGUCAGUCACGUCAUUACAUAUGUAAUUAUCUUUAUCACCCCCUUUCGAAUGUAUUUUGUGGAGUUGAAAACAGUUUUUGUUUGCCUUGUCAGUAAAAUGCCUUUGGAAGAGACAGUCACUGAAUUGAGGAAAGAACUUGAGCAAUGCCUGAUCAAUAACAAAGCAAAAAGGGAUCAAGUACACAACUUGGAGACAGAACUGAACACUGUAAAGAGUCAACUAAAGGAGCAGGAAUCAAAAGCUCAAAGAAUGGAAGUGAUCGCUCAGGAACAUGAGGUGGGGUAUUCUAACACAAGCGUACAUAGGUGUGUUUAGUUGACCAAAAAAAAGAAAAUAUAAAAAUACGGCUGAUCAUCAUUUUCUGCCCAGUUGACCAAUUGGCUAGUACCUAAGAUUUAGACUCAGUGUCAUAAUGCUGCUUAUUCUGUGGUGCCAAAUAAAGCUAGGAAUUAAGAAUAUUGAUUGAUGUUUCUUUCUGCCUAUUAAAUCAAGGUAAAAGCUCAGGAUCUGGCCAGAAAAAUUCAGGAAAUGGAGAAUGAAAAGAGAGAUCCAGGUAAUGACUAUGAGUGCUGCAGGUGGUUUUUUGCAUACAAUGCACAGUUCUCAUACUCCUCAAUGAUAUUAAGCUGAGUUGUCCUCUCGGUUAAAAAUCUUGGGAGAAAUGAAGAUUUGUUUGUCCACUCAGUUAAAAAUCUUGGGAGAAAUGAAGAUUUGAGGUAAGUCAUCCCCCUGUCCUUGAUCCUUUCCUCCUUCCCCUAUUCCCAUGCUCUUUUCACUUGUCUCCAUCAUCAUUCUCCUUCUUCCCUCAUUCCCUGCACUUGUGCUAUACAUCCUUUUCUCCCCACUUGUAACACACUUGUAACCUUCCCCUUUUCUUCUAAUGUACCCUGUCUCUCUUUAUCUUGCUUUUUUCACAGGUCCUUUCUUCUGCUUUUUUUCCCCCACUUAUCAUCCCCCCUACUACGUACUGAUGUAUCUAUUCCAGUCGCAGAUUAAUCCACACCGGCUUCCACCAUUUUAUUGAAAUCGGUCAGAUUUUUCAUAAUCAAUAUAUUGUUAAUAAUAAAAAACACUUUCCAAGUUGAAAUUUGGCCCAUAUCUCGUCUGAGUGACUUAGAAAAAUUAAAAAUGGAAAUUAAAAAAUCCAAAAAACUUUCCUGGGGGAGCCUGCGCCCAGACCCCCUAGAAGCUUGUGCCUUCAGUGCUCAUUUAGGAAAUCGAUCAGUAUUUUUCCUAGAUCCGUGCCUGUAUGCCCUUCCAUUUUUUCUUUCCUUCCUUUCUUCCAUUUGUCCUUUCCUCACCUCUUUCCCCCCGUGUGCCUUGUUUCCUACCUUCUGUUUCUGCUCCUUCCUCAGUUAUCCCAUUCCAUUUUGUUCUAUCCCAUUCCUACAUUUCCUCUUUUGAUUCUAUUUCUCCCUCUAUCAUUAACAAAGGUUUUACAUUUUCUUUACUCAAUACAGGUGAAGAACAUCAAAAAGCGCUGAAAGAUUUAGAGGUAGCUAGGAGAAAUUUACAGGUAUUUUCACUGUGUUGAUGGUGUCUUUACCACAUUGUAAAGCAUACUGUAAGUGAAAUUACAAUGGUUCACAAGAUGUCUUCCUCUUUCUCUGCUUACAAUCUGAAACAUCCGAUGUAGUGAACAUCGAUUUUUCUUGGGAUUUCCUACUAUACUAUUAUAUUCUUAGCUUAAGCAUCUUUUGAUGCAUAUCAUAUUUUUUUAUGAGUUCCAAUGUUUGUUAUGAUUGAAGGAGUCUGCUAGUAAUCUGGAUGAAGUUCUCAAGGAAAGAGAUGACUUAUCAGAGACUUGUGCUGAUCUAAAGCAACAGAUGGCUCAGGUAAAAGAAUCCUCUCUGUUAACCAUGGCAUUAUAUAAAAAAUAUGCAGCUCAAGUUAAUAAGACUAUGGCUAUUAUUUAGAGCUUGUUGAAUUAAUUUUACUAAUUCUACCUCUGCAUUGUUGUCUAACAGGGCUUUUGAAUCUAGUCAGCAGAAAAUAUAUUAGGAAACAGAUAAAACACUACCCUUGUGUAAAUUCAAUUUAACAAUAAAAGGAAAAAUGAAUAAACUAUAAUCAAUCAAUGAGAUAGCUAAAUGAUAGCAUAAAAUAACUUCAAACUACUGUGAUACUUGCUACCUCCUUAUAAAUGUUACAUAUUAUUGCCUUUCCUUUAAAUUUCAGAUGGUGGCAGAAUUUGAUGAAGACAAGAGGAUAAGCAUUGAAAAGUAAAUUAAAUUUUUUUACAGACAUACAUUGCAUGUAUCUUUGGCCCCAAAAUUAAUGGUCUUAUUCAUACAUGGCAGACAAAUAAGAAUAAUUUUUUUUACCAUAUUGUGACAAUAAUGUCUUUCAUCUUUUGCGCCAUAUAAGGCUGUAAUCAAGAUAGAAUCAUGGCACAGAGAGAAAAUCUCAGGGCUUUGGCCAGGAUAUGUGAAUGUUGCCACAGUUUUUAAAACAGAAGUCUAAUACCUGAGAAGUCCGCAUAUUCUUAUUGAUUGUUUGAAACGUCAUCAACUCCAUGUGUGACUGCCUCAAAGCAAACAGUGCAGAAUAUUGUAAUGGUGACUGUUGAAUUUUCUCCUGACAAUACUGAAUAAAAGUUUGCGGACCUCUCCGAAAGAAAACUCGUGAUUAGUUUCAAGUGUUUAAUUGGUCAAAAAAAUAACUUUGGUGAAAUUCGCAUAAUCCUAAGAGCUAGACUGUGUAUUUUCCUCUCUCUUCCAUUAUUCUCUCUUGUUGUAAUAUUUUACUCAACAGAUGUUUUUAUCUUUUUGGGUUUUCAUAAAGGUUUUGAUUAUAUACAGAGCUAGGAUGUGAAAGUAUUUAUAAGUGGAAACCAGAAGGCUUGGGGUAGGACCUCUCUGCAGAUUAAUAAUCAAGACUUCUUUUGCUGUGAUGUUUGCAUUUUUAUCUUUUUCUUAGAUGCAGAGAAGCAUGUCUUCAGCUCCACGAGAAUUCCAAGAACAUGUUAAGAGAUCAGUUAAUCCAGGAAAAUGAGCAGACGGUCAGAAACCUAAAGUAAGUGUAUGUACUGUUAUUGUACACUAGUAAACUAACAGAAUUUAUUGUAAUCGUUGUUGUCAUGGCUACAAUACAUGGGUCACUUGGGGUCCCUUUUGAAAACCUUUGGCAUUGGCAUGUCCUAGUGCUGGGUGAAUUAUUCUUUUCAGUCUUAAGUAGGCUCGAACCCCUUUAAAACCUCUUAUUUCAUUGGAACCCUAUAUGUCGCAGCUCUUUUGCUUUGGGGCUGGGUUCCAUCGUUAACUUUGUUCGUUCAUUGUCUUCCCAAACAGAGCUGUGAGACCUUCUUACAGCUACGAGGCGUCUCUCAUUUUUCAUGAACGGAUUUGCAAUACAAGUGAACUACUAGGCUUGAUUUUCAGCCGUUUUGGGUACAAAAUGGCGUUAGGCACAAAAUGGCUGGUAAUCGAGCCCAGUGAACUACAUGCAUGUUUGUAUUGUAUUUUAUUGUAUUGUAGGAAAGAAUUGGAGGAAAGUGGUGAAGAGUUAAUAAGGAUCAAGGAGUGUUAUGUUCAGCUGAGCGAGGAAUCACGUAGCCUGGAAGAGAAAUUAAAAGAACAGUUUGAGAAGGAAAAACAAGUACUUUUGUCUGAGGCAAGCUUACAUAUGUAUAUUGGAAAAUACCGUUCUCAGUUUCUGUGCCCUGUAACAUGUCAAUAAGCAUACAAAUUCACAUAGAAAAUGCGCUUUGUUGUAAAUUUGCCCAUUAUUAUUCAUUUUGCAGUAAGGAACAAGAACAAAAGUGAAAUGUAUUCAAAAGAUUUUUAAAGUACUAUCAAAUAGAGAUAACUGUUGUUGUUUUUACUUUCAGAGUGAAGCUAAACUAGUGGAUGAGCUGCGGUCUUCUUUUGAGAAACAAUACAAUGAUGAAUUAGAGAAAGCAUGUAAGGAGUGGAAGGAAGAAGAGGUUUCAAAAAUUAAAGAUGAAUUUAUGAAAGAAAAGGAACAACUGCUAAAGGUGGGUUUUACGUUUUGUAACUCUGUUUUGUCAACUGUUAGCACUUUUAUUUCAGUGAGUGUAAGAGUCAAAAUUGAAGUAAAAUCUCCAAGUUUAAAUAAAAAAAAUUUAAAGAAAAGCAAAUAGCUUGCCAGCAAGCUCUUCAUUUCGUUUUGGAACGAAACUAGCUGCAACAGAAGGCGCAAACAAGAGUCAAAGCAUCUCUUUUGCGUGCUACUCGCUUCCGCGAUACUCCCAAAUGCAGAGCUAAAAAACAAGUUACACCACGCCAAGUCGCUACAAAGAGGUUUUUGGUUCCCUUUGAGUGUCUUUAAUUUGAAAAACAUUGAUCGCUGAUGAAAAGCGACCGUCGAGUCUUAUUAAUCUUUAUUUGCUUAGUGUAAUAAAAUUACUUCCAGUACCCACUUUUUACCCUUCAUUACCGUUUCUCAUUACCAGUAGUAUUCUUUGCGCAGGACAUCGAAGACCAAAAGACUAGGCUGGUAGAAGAAGAAGUUUCUAAGGCGCGCAAAGAAUGGAGUGAACUGCAAUCUUGCAGUAACCAGAUUGAUGUUGAUGAUCAAAUAGCUGCUGCCAGACAAGAAUGGAUAAAAGAACAUAAUGAUGAACUGGAGAAGCGUUUGUCUAAUGCCAUAGAAGAAGUUAGACGAAUGUGGGACGAAGAACAGAAGCUAAAAACAAAAGAGGUCAGAAAUUUACCCCUGACAUUUUGAGUUUUCAUUUUGUAAUACGGUCAAAGCUCUUUUAACAGUCACCGCGAUGGAGUAUUCUCCUUACAGUGGCCUUGAUAAAACCCCAUUUCGAUAUACCGCUUGGAAAAUAGCCUGCAGAAAAGGCAUUUUUUUUUUUGGCUUUUUUCAGAAGUCAAGCGCGAAGUGAGCGAGGAGUGCUAGACACUCGCAACCUCUCCCCCUGUCCCACAGCUCUAGCUCUAGUUGCAGACGCAGUUUUUUCUUUCCGAGGCUGUCCGCUUGAGAAAGCUUCAUGAGUAUUCAAUGAUAUUAAACGUACUGUAGAAGAGAGAUCGUAUGAUUGGUCACACGCUAGGACGUUGUCUACAGGCCACUGCAUUACUUGUCUUCAUAUUUUAGUUGGAGAGUUAUAGAAAAUGAGAGACUUAUACCAAACAGAAUGCAAGCAUACGCUAAGGAGACAUUCUAUAGUUAUCUGCAGUGUUGCAGGAAUAGAAUUGACAGUGGUUCUUCUGUUAUACACGAUAGAACUAGAGGCUACUUAAACUCAUCGGAAAGAAAAGAAGGACUCUUGAAAGGAAAAUCUUUUACGUGUAGACGUGGCUAAAACCAAGCGAAAAAAAAAACUAAAUAAAAAUAACCUGUCUGAAGUAUCACGGGCACAAACUUCAAAUUCAAAAGUACGACAUGAAGAAUCAUACGCUAGUUUCUUCCUUUGACGCUCUCUUCUAAAUAUUUGGCUGCCGUCUUUUUAGGAAAUAGAAAAACUGCGUACCGAGUUAGAGAGGGUUCACAGGGAGUCACGUGACCAAGAACUCAACAAGGCAGUGGAAUUGGCUCUGUCCCAUGCUCACGCGGACUGGCUGAAAAAUGACGAGGAGAUGAGGCAGCGAGAGAUCGACCAGGCUGUUGAGGUGGCUACCACUAAUGCAGUAGCUGAGGCUAAAGACGAAUGGGACAGAGAAAUCAAAUCACAAGUAAGUCAGUCCAACGUACAUUUAAUCAUGGUUACCUCAUUGGUACUUAAUUUCGCGGGCCUUUAGCUCUGCGUUUCGAAAUUGAAGACCCGCGAAUAAAAAUCCUAGCGAAAUUUUUUAAAACUGCACGAGAGAUUUAACACGCAUAGAAAACUCACAUUACAUAAAAAAAUGAUUAGCGUGUAACAACGAUAACAUAUACAGGAUAUGUAUUGACAAAUACCCACAUUAUUAACUGAUUUUACUGGUAAACUCCAAUUUUUUGUUUUCUGUUGUGAAAUAACUUUAAUUUGCAAAGGUUUCACAUAUGGAGUAGAGAAUCUAGCGGUCAUCUUCAUCUAGAUCGCUAGAUUCGUAUAAAAAACAUAAAUGUGCGUUUUACUUGUUCCAGUUUAUCUAGAAUCUUUUAAAACAUGAGCCUACCCUUUUUGAAAAAUACAAUGAAGUUGAGAACGCUCAAAUCGCGAAAUUUGAUGCCCUUUUUCACAUUUUCCUUAUUAAUCGCGAAAAGACAACUCCGCGAAAUACUGUCUCACUAAAAUCGCGUAAUUUAGUAUCCGCGAAAUUUAGCACCAGUAGGGUAGUUCCAGCAAGGUUUUGAAUUUCCCAUUUUGAUUGGCCAGACGCAGGAAAUUCAAGUGCAUGUAGAACUGGUUUGGUGUGCGAGUAAGUAGCCAGAGUGUUUCCCGUUCAUCUUGUUAUCUCCCUCUGUAGUGAUUUUGGUUGUACGAGACAGUUAACUAAGUAAAGUAAUAACUUUUUAAAUAAUUUUGUUUCCGAAGGACAGCCUAUUGCAGACUGCUCUCACUCACGAAAAGCUUCGUUGGAAGAAAGAAACGGAAUUGGAAAAAAGCAAAGCGGUGGAAGCUGCCCUAGCUAUUGCUGAAGUAAAGUGGCACGAAGAGGAAGAGACGAAAAUCUCUGAAGCAGUCGAACAAGCCAUACGGGGGGCGAGAGAUGCGUGGAAGGAAAGUAAACAACGGGAAAUAGGUAUGAAUGUUGACGGACGAGGUCAGCGGACUCAAACCGUCAAAUGAACCAAUCAAAACGCAAGGCAAAUACAUGUAGCUGCUGCCGAGCGCGGGAAAACGCAUGCAAGCAAGUUGUGAUUGUUUAGUUCAGAAAGUGGCGUGAGCUCUGUAGCCAAUCACAAAUCUAACAAAGUAAAACUGAAAAAACGAAAGUGAGUUGCGAUAUUUGCGCAAACUCAACGGCACAUGUAGAGAAACUUGGAGGGGCGUAGUGGUCUCAGUUCGAGGCAGGGUUGAAGAGCUUCAUGAGGAAGUGUUUCUCCUAGUUCCUUCUAAGAUGUCUGGAAAGCUGCAAUGUACUGUUACUUGGAAAUGAGCCGUCCCAAAUGUUUUUCUAUCAAUUAUAAACCUUAAGUUAAGUAUAACCUAAACUCGAUGCCCUUUUGUGGACUGUAUUUAGCUGUUGCAGUGGAAAUGGCUCGACAGGAAUGGAACGCAAAGCAGAGAGACGAAAUUAACGUCGCAUUAGAAGCCACCAACGCUCAGCUCAUGAAGCAGUUCGAGGAACAAAAGAAGGAGGCUGUGGAGAAGGCUGUUGCCAAGGCGAGGGUAAGAUUAAUCAGUCUAAGUGUUUGUAGAGUGUCACCAGCAUUUUGAAACUUGUGGUUAAUAAUUAAAGUCGAACCUCUCUCCAAAGGCUUGUUUGGGGGUAGGGGUACAUGUCCAGAGAGGUUAGAAUAAUAUAAGACGAACCGUCCACCGGCACAAACCAAAGUUACCUUUGGGGCGAGGUAGCUUCUAAUAGAGGUUUUGCAGGCAAAGCGCCGCCUCCAGUCCGCCGUUCAUUUCCAUCGAGGAGAGGGCGAGAUCCUUAAUCGAUACCUUCUUUUUUGGAGUCCAAGCAGCGGCGGUUCUCUACAUUCUUCAUCAGGGAGCUUCAGCAAAGGCCUUUUGGAGCGACGCAUGUCAACCGGAAGUGAGGUCUUUUUCAUUUUAAAGCACCUUGACGUUAUCAAAUUUAUAUUUCUAAGUGUUUUUACUAUUAUAGAGACGAUUUGUGCAAAAAUUUGGGCAAAACCACCGUCCAAAAUUGAAAAAAGACCAUUGUUUUCCGGUUGACGUGCGUCGCUCAGAAAUGUGUUUGCUUAAGCUCACUUUGCUUUGGACUAGGCUCCAUUACCAGCCGCUUUUCGGGAAACGAGCCGCUCCCCGAGAGAGCGGCUGAAUUCGAACUUAUCGGCCGAACUAAUGGAAUUUACUUGAUCUACUACCUUGUUUGAGCCUUUGAUUUUGACAUCUGUAAGGUGUGUAUUUUGCAAAAUUAUUUAGCAACUUUGAUAGGUGCAAUGUAAGGCACAACCUUCAGAUGCCGAGUCCUGCAUUUGAAAAUGAAACAAACGUUUCCAAAACUGCAGCUAUUGAGAGUUUUGUUUUCUAAUAGUUGCAGUGGGAGAAGCGAUCUUCCGUGGAAACGCUAAGGGAAGAAAUCUUUAGGGAAUUCGAGGCGCAAAAGAAAGUGGAAAUUCUGGAAACAUUGGAGGAAGCAAAGGAGGCUUGGAUGGAAGAAUCUGAGGAACUGAAGCGAGAGGAAGUGAACGAGGCCAUGGCGUACCUUGAGUCCGAGUACACUAAGAGGAUGGAAGAAUUUAAAAACACUGAGUUAAGGGAAGCUCUUGAAAAAGCGAGACAACAGUGGACUGCAGAAGAACUUUCACGCCGAGAGGAGAUUGUUAAGGUAAAAAGGAAACUUGCUAUGUUUGCUUUGUAUGUAUUGUUACUUGCCCUUAGCGCUCUUUCUCAUCUCAUUCAAAGUACCUCCUCACCGUCUGAACCGGCAAGCGAUUGCCUUUUGGUACGAUGCGACUUGUUAAGACUUCACAGAAGUUUGUUUCGUGAAAGUCCUAACACACUCAAGCAAUUUGGAUAGGUUAUGAAAUCUUUGCCGUAGGGAUUUGCAGAUCCUGUUGCUUUAAGCUCAUAUUUUCCGUAGUUUACUGGUUGAAAAAAAGUUCGCGAUGUAAGUUCGAACUUCUGCUCUAUGCCACCAUUGUGCUCGUUACGAUGAUAAUUUUGCUUCAUAAUUUAGGUGUAGUUUAUAAAAACCUUUCUCUGUCAAAAGUAUUUUACAACGUAAAAUGUUAUACUGUUGCAGUUUUCUUGAUAUUUACCCUGUAAAGAAAUCUGUUGGCUCUUGAUUGCUUGGUUCUUAUUUUCGUCAGGUUUUUGUUUUUUGUGCUUUUUGUCUCGUUUCUUUUCAAAAUAUGCCCAUGCAGCAAAUGUUAAAGUCGUUUUCUUUUUUUCUAGGCUCGUCUGGCAGCUGCGCGAGAGGACUGGCGCAGAGAGGUAGCCCAGUCUACAAAGGAUGAGACUGACCGCGCUUUGGCAACUAACAAUGAAGAUGAGCUGGGGCAGCGAACUAGAGAAUUAGAGGAAAGAGUACGAAAGAAACUUCAGGCCGAACACGAGGAAGAUAAACGGAAACUUGUUGAGGACACAUUAAGAGAAGCCGAGGGAAAGUCUACGAAGGAAAACGUAAAUUUAAGAGAAGAACUUAGAAAGAUGAAGGCGAGUUUCUUUACUGAUUGUCGAGGAGUUGAGGUCGUGCAUUUCUGUACUGGACAUUCAGUCAUUUAUUUUAUAUUUUCAUAUGGCUAACUUUAGUCAUUUGCUUCAUAGGCGGAAGAGGCAACUCGUGAUAAAUGGCAAGCAGAGAAGACUCGCUUGGUUCAAGAGUAUCAGAACCAACUGGAACGCAUGCGCAGUGAAUACAACUCGAAGCUAAAAGAACAACGUGUACAGAUCGAGAGAGACGUGGGAACGAAGAUGAACAACGAGCUUCAGAAAGUGAGAAAUGGCUGGAAACAAGAGCAACAGGAUGCGAGGUAACUCGAGUGAAUCCGCGUGUCUUUAACCUCGUCCCUAGGGCGCUUUCCUCCUGGCCCACCUUCAAAGCCAGUGAAAAGCGCCCUGGGGACAAGGUUGCAUUUCUUUGGCCAUGUUUUUUUUUCUCUCUUUUUUAAUGCCAUUUACCCCCACCACGUUUGUUGUGAGUUUAGAGGGGGUAUUGAUGGGAUAGUGGAUUUUCAUCUAUCAUCAAUUAGUAAAUUUUGGAUGAUUUCUAGUAGUUUCGUGGGUUGAAAUUUAACCUAAUUUCUCAGCUGUCUGGUAUUUUUGCAGAUGCUGGCACCCCGUGGAGUGCAUCUGGCUACAUCUGAUUAAGAAUCCAAUUUGUUUUCUCGUAUACUAAUUGUCCCUCUGAGAGAAGUGUCCGCCCUACAGAUUGAUUUUUAAUGUUUAUUGAUUUGUUUUUUUUUGCUUUUUUUACAUAUAAAUGAAGGGAAAAACUGCCGCUUAUGAGUACUCGGCUUAUACACCUUUUUAAGGGGGUUAUAGGAGGGCUUAUAAACGGAGGGGCUUAUAUCCGAGGGGGUUAUAACCGGAGUAGAAAAAGCGUAUCAAUUAAGGUUUCUGGGAAACUGUCCACCUUCCCCUCCCCUAAGUCAGCAUUAACACUUAAUUCUCACUUAGGGCAAAAUGUCGGGUUAGGGGAGGGGUAGGUGGGCAGUUUCACAUAAGUGUUGGAGCUUACAAGCGCAGUUUACAUUGUCAAAUUUACGAGUUGCUGUCAUCUGCCGACAUCUGCCGGUAUUUUUUGCAGGGUUCAACUGGAGAAACAACAUGAACAGAAAGUAAGACAAGCCCUAGAAACCGCCAGAUGUGAAUGGGAAAAGCAACAGAGGCAAGAAUCUAGCAAACAAGGCGAAGAAGUGAAGAGACAGCAAGAGCUGUGGACAAAGGAGAGACGAGAAAAUCAAUCCGCCCUCGAGAAACUGAAACGUGAGCUGGCCACGGUAAAGAAGGAGUACAGUACAACCACAGAUAAACUUAAGAGGGAAUUGCUUGAAGAGAAGAAGAAAACGCAGUACAGUUCGAAACGGCGAGAUUCCAGGAACGAUGCUUCACAGGUAAUUUAGGUUUAAAAGAGUUCUCAUUGUUAAACUGUUGGAGGUCAAACGUAACUGUAAGUUUGCUCUUCUUGUGCCCUUUGCUGAGCGUUACGACAGUCAAAUAUUCCCCCAUGCGUUAUUAGGGCAUACUGUACUCUUUAAUUUGUACAGGUUAUGCCUAGUUUAGUUUUCGGGCUUAUAAUAGGUCAUAUUGUCCGAGUUACUAAAACUCACUCUCGAAACGAGGUUUUUUUUUUUUGAGAAAACGAGGUUUAUUUAAGAAAGAAUUAAAGUUAUUUUCAUACCAAACAUUUCGCCCUUACCCUCACUUUGAAACAGAGGCUUGGAGCAACUCGGAAAUGGGCUAUUAGUUUAUCCUGGUUUUGUGGCCAACAACUAAAUUCUGUGCACUUUUUUCCCACUAGCGAUUGUUUUUCUAUUUUGUAGAAGAAGACAGUAGUUCGUCGCGAGUUACAUGAUUUACAGGGCGCUGUCAAAAGUGAUUAUGGCUUGCUAACGUUGGUAAUAUUGGUCCAUCGUUGUUUGACUUGCCAACUACUUUUUCCUUCUUUUAGGCUGCAUUGCAACUGGACAGCGGUAGCGACACAAGUUUUAGCAGUGUUGAUAACGUGUCAACCACGCGUGGUCUCCAGGAACUACGUCAGUACUACCUAGACACAAUUGCUACGAUACGUGAUGACGUGCUGAAUCACGUGACCCAGACCAAGGCUAGUGCAGCUAAAAAGAUCAGGUAAGGUUAUAAAAAAGGAAUCAUCUAUCGUUGAACAUUGCCGUCAAUUUGUUUGAAAUACUGUCCUUUAUUGUAGAGGUGAAGUGCUGAAAGAGCGCCAUUCCACGGCCAAGAAGCUUCGUAAGUACUACCUUCAGUGUCUCAAACAGCUUCUUGAAGAAGAUCGCGUUGCAUUGGAAGGAAACACUGCGCCUAGCAGUACUGAGGAGAAAUUAAACAGAAUGGCGGUAGCUUUGAGGACGCUUAGUCCGAACAAAGAAGCUGUUGGUGAGUACUCCUUACUUGGUUAUUUUUAUUAUUAUUAUCUUUCUCAAAUAUUAAAUUGAAGAAUAUCUUAGGGGAUAGUCUGUCGUCGAUUUUUAUUUUGUAAAUUGUUGUGACGUGUGUUCUUGAUUGAUAUAUUAAAAUGUCGAGACAAAAUGAGUAAUUUUUUUGUUAUUUUCAUUGAGGCUUACCUUGCUGACGGCUUUUAGCUAAAGAAAAAGUCUUCUCUCUCUGUAUAUUAGCAUCAUCUCGUCCUUAAGAAUGCCUCAGUUUUUGUCGUAACCUUCAAGGACGAACUCUACACUCCCUCCCUCCCCGAGACACUUCUUGUUCAGUUUUUGUUCCCAAAACUAAAAAAAAAAAACCGGAAAAGCUACUCUAGGCUUUGGAUAAAAAACCUCUUGUCUCCUUUAGGACAGGUGCCUCACCAACCGGAAGUCCUUGAUGACACCCAAUCGCCUCGUUCUGGUGUAUUUAAAGUGUUACUCGACUCCAGCCAACGGGAAGCUCGGGAACCUCGUUCACCAUCCAUCGGAAGGAUUCACGGUAGACCACGUGACAGUGGUCCUGACGGGGCUAGCGAUACAGGCCCCAUUGUGGGAAAGGAAAGAGAAUUCACUCCUGUUUUUGGAGAGCAGUUAACUGUAACAGAUAAGGAUGCCUUUGAUUUCAGCGGCAAAUAUUUCACUCCGGAGAGAGACUUGGAAAAUUCACCCUCUCAAGAGACAGAAUCUACCAGCUCAAAAGAUUCGCCUCCAGAAAUGAAGGAUUGUCACAUGUCAAGCCCUGUUCUGGAGCAUAAGACAGUUAAUCACUCGGAAUCAAAGAAAAAUACAACAGAGACUUCGACUGACAGAGAAAGGCAACGGACUUAUAUCAUGUAUGCUCCAUCUGAGCAUGCUUUCAAGCAGAAACCGCUGGCCUCUUACAAGAGGAGUGCGCCAUCGCCAGCCUUUUCUAUCAAAUCUUGUGAAUCAGAUCAGUAUAGUGAACUGCCUACUGUGAUUCAUGUAUCAAGGAGAGAAUCAAGUGGUUCCAAAGACAGUAAUAGUGUUAUUCCGACACGCCGCACAUUACAAGAUAAGGACGCUAUCAUUUCACCAGUCAGCGCUUCUGUACCUGACAUGCGCAGUCGACCACCCGUAGAAAAAAUUAGCAGGGUGUUAACACGUGACAAAAGAGUGACGUCCACUUCGAGUUUACCGUCUAAGCCGCGAGUUGAUGUUAGAGCGAAGCGUGUGCAAAAAACGUGACUAAAAAAUUGGCCGUGUUGCAGUCUCUAAUCAAUCUUUGCACCCGGCUUAUGAAGGUUUGGCCGAGCACUCUCCCCACAGAUUCCUGUAUUUCCGCGUGAUAAGUGGCUUCAACAUGAAAAUUGGUGCAGAGCAUCUCGUUGUUUGACCUUAACACUUGAGCUUUGUUUACACGAGUUGGUGUAUUAAGUUUGUCAACGUAUGGAGAGCUAAGUAAUCACGGCUUCCACCCACACGUACACGGAGAUCUUUAAAAGACACUAGUGAAUGUAUCGUACUUUAUCUCUAGCGUAUGGAGUGUAAUAGGUUUGAACAAGGUUUUUCCUGCGAAUUAUAGGAUUAAACGUUCGGCAGAACCGCACAUACACAAGGAACAAGAAUGUUGUUCAUUUAACGAGUUUGAACAAGGGCACAUUUCGUUGUGAAGUACACAAAGGUGUUUCACAAUUUUCUUAAACUUGACAGUGGCUUCACUCUCAGUUAAAUCUCAGUUAUUAUUUAUUGACAAAAGAAAGCAUCAUCUUAAGGCAAACAAUUAAGCAAUGUGCUGUUUGCUUAAGUUGUCUUCUUUGUUUCACUGGACAUAAACAAGGGAUGAAUAAUGAGAAGAAUCCGCGGGAAGUGGCAUUAGAGCAGAACAAAAUGUUAUUGUCGAAAAGCAAGUGAAGGUUGUUUAGACUCUAGUCAACUGAGAAACUCACUGUA
Molecule: messenger RNA, 22217 nt
Organism: Porites evermanni
Lineage: Eukaryota; Metazoa; Cnidaria; Anthozoa; Scleractinia; Poritidae
Source: the annotation of a GenBank genome assembly